Messenger RNA from Didymodactylos carnosus, 306 nucleotides. Lineage: Eukaryota; Metazoa; Rotifera; Eurotatoria; Philodinida; Philodinidae. The record is from the annotation of a GenBank genome assembly.
AUGGAUGCAAAACAACGUCAUGAUGCCGUGAAGGAAUUUCAAACGGGUUCCAGUCGAAUCUUGGUAAGAACAGAUUCGCUUGGAGGUGAUAAUGAUAUUCCACAAGUUAGUCUUGUUAUCAAUUAUGAUCUACCGACUAAUCGUGCGAACUAUAUUCAUCGUAUUGGACGUUAUGGUGCAUUCGGUCGAAAAGGCGUGGCUAUCAAUUUCAUUAUCAAUGAUGAACAACCAACAUUACGCCACAUUAAACAAUAUUAUAAUACACAAAUCGAAGAACUGCCCAUGGACAUCGCCGAUUUGAUUUAA